AUAACCAUAACCUAGUAUUUGAUAUACUCACUGAUUCACACGUGUUAUAUUGUGUUUAUAACGGUUAUUUAUAAUUGCAAUAAUAUUCAUUCUCAUAGUUGGAUCCUAAUAAAAUAAAAUGCAGCACGACGAUGUUGUGUGGAGUGUUAUCAAUAAAUCAUUCUGUUCCUUCAAAGUCAAUACAAAGACACAGCGGUUCUGCAGAAAUGAGUUCAAUCUUACUGGUUUAUGCAGUAGAGCUGCGUGUCCUCUUGCAAACAGUCAAUAUGCUACGAUUCGAGAGGAAAAUGGUAUUAUUUAUCUGUACAUGAGAACAGCAGAAAGGAUACAUACACCUAAAAAUAGUUGGGAGAAGGUCAAACUGUCUAGGAAUUUUGAAAAGGCGAUACAGCAAAUUAAUGAAAAUCUACUUUACUGGCCUGGUUUUAUAAAGGCAAAAUGUAAGCAAAGAUUUCUCAAAAUCACGCAGUAUCUUAUUCGUAUGAGAAAGUUUAGUUUAAGACGUCAGAAGAAAAUUGUACCGCUUCAGAGGAAAAUUGAAAGAAGAGAAAGGCGUAGGGAAGAAAAGGCUCUGAUUGCUGCGAAAUUAGAAAAUGCAAUUGAAAAACAGCUUAUGGAAAGGCUGAAGAAGGGGAUGUACGAGGGUAUUUACAAUUUCCCGCAAAAAGUGUUUGAUAAGGCUGUAGAGGCUGUUGAAAUUGAAGGAGAAAGUGAGGCAGAAAGCGAACAGGAAGAAGAGCAGGAAAAAGAACUCGAGAAGGAGGUGGAGAUGGAAUUAGAAAUGGAUGAGAGAGAAACUGAGCAAGAUGGUCCGGAAUACGUUGAAGCUGAUAGCGAUGAUGAUGACUUCGAGGAUGAUGAGGAUGACAUUGAAGAGCUUUCUAUGGAUGAAGAUAGUGACUCUGGACAGAAGGAAGAAAUUGAAUUAUCAGACAACUUUGAAUCCGAACCUAGCGAUAUUGAGGAUUUAAUCAAGCCAUCUACAAGCAAGAAGACAAAGGGAUCAAAAGUUGUCAAAAAAGGAAAGAAACCGCGAGCGAGAGUGGAAAUCGAAUACGAAGUCGAAGAAGAAAGUCAACAGAAUAAACGGACGCGUAUAUAGCAAAAUUGUACUAUAUAAAUAUAGUUAUCUUUAUAAUAAAGUUGCAAAACGCUUCA
Molecule: messenger RNA, 1158 nt
Organism: Temnothorax curvispinosus
Lineage: Eukaryota; Metazoa; Arthropoda; Insecta; Hymenoptera; Formicidae
Gene: Rbm13
Product: protein MAK16 homolog A
Exons: 7
Coding region: 119-1102 (327 amino acids)
Biological process (GO): maturation of LSU-rRNA; maturation of 5.8S rRNA
Cellular component (GO): nucleolus; preribosome, large subunit precursor
Source: RefSeq, a predicted model, not a curated record